Molecule: messenger RNA, 2335 nt
Organism: Asterias rubens (European starfish)
Lineage: Eukaryota; Metazoa; Echinodermata; Asteroidea; Forcipulatida; Asteriidae
Product: E3 ubiquitin-protein ligase RNF4-like
Exons: 6
Coding region: 101-706 (201 amino acids)
Source: RefSeq, a predicted model, not a curated record
CACGUAUUUAUUUUGGAGUUGGGAGAGAUCGUCUGCUGCACACACACACAGCUGAGUCGGCUUUUUACCAGAAAUUCUGUGGAUAGUUCCUCAUUUGAAAAUGAUGCGCCGAAGGAGAAGCUCGUCUGACGAUGUUCAAAUUAUAGAUGAUUCUCCUCCAUCGUUUGUUGAUCUUACUGAAGAAUCUCCAGCCAGCACGUCCCGUGGAGGUCAAACAACUCGCUCUUCAUCUCGUCUCAUCUCCUCUGAGAUUGUUGAUCUCACAUGCACCGACACUCCGCCCGUCGUUCUCCAACCAGUGAGAUCAAGACGGACUAGACAUAUCAGACAGGCUCGGCUAAACAGUCCAUACUCCAGCAGUAGUGAUAUUACCAUUGACAGUGAUGGAGAGAAUGAGGUAGUACACAAUGAGAUCAUAGACUUACAGAUAUCGCCACCUGUCAGCGUUAAUAGAACCUUACCAUGGACUGAGCAUGCAGAGGAUAUGCCACCCACCGAGGAAAGUCCAUGUAGAAAAGAAGUCAAAUGCCCCGUCUGUAUGGAGAGUGAAACUCGGAUUCGUGCCAAUGGUCUACGGCUGACAUCAACAAUAUGCGGACACAUCUUCUGCAACCAGUGCAUCCGAAGUGCAAUAGGGAAUCAACACCGGUGCCCAACGUGUAGAACUAAGCUCACCAUGCGACAGAUUCACCCUAUAUUUCUAUGACGGCAGAGAAAAACCGGUAGUGUAUAGUGUCCCCCAAAAAGCAUUAAUUUCAUAAAAUUUUUGGAGUAAACACGUUUGUUUUCAAGUUUCAUUUCUGAAAAGAAAGAUUUAACUAUUUUUUUGUUCAAGACUUCAGAUGGAAAUUGUUCUGAAUCAUUUUUUAUUGGAUUCUUUAGAAUUUCUGUACACUUUGUACAAUGUGGCUUUGUACAUUCCAGGGCAUUUCCUGGCAGGCAAGAUACUGCACGGGCCACAUGGGAAAUUUUACAUUUCUCAUCCUACUUACCACCUUUAAGUUCACAAAUUAAAACAAAACUCCAGCUGUAAAGUUAUGCAAUUUACAGUACCCCUUUUUUUGUUCAUGGCAAAAGUUGAUGAAAGCGGUACGGUGCAAUCUGCAUGAAAAUGUGAGAUUUUAUGUGGUCUUUACGGAGGUAUGUAGGCCUACAAAACGUGACUGCCGGAACCCCAGGCUCUGUGGCUCCUUUUGUCAUGUUUGUAAACAUGUGAUGUCACAGUUUAAAUGAUCCAUACUGCCAAGGGUGUGUGACUUUGCUUUUUCGAAACUCUUUAAUUUUUUCGAACUAACUACCCUUUUCUAGUAAAAAAAUAUUUGUAUAAUAUAUAAAUAUAAAGCAAAAAUCUUAUUUUGUUUUAGAGGUUAUCAAGAGUAUGACCCCACCGAAAAAAAAAAAUCAAUUUUUAAGUUCAGAACAUGACCCUAACUAUGACCUUUUUCGUUGAAAGAGAAUCAUAUAAAAUGGCCGAUGGUGGCCGCAAUGGCAAUGUUGAACCAGCUGUUUGCAACUGCUAAGGCCACAUCUACUCAUAAUAGUUAUUGUCUUGACUCUCACUUGGUUGGAGGAGGUUCAAUUUUCUUCUCUCUCUUUUUCCUUUUUUCAAAACCUCAACAAGCUCAAAGGGAGCUUGAAGUACUUCAUUUUUUUUUUACGUAAUUUAACGCCUCUGAGCAUUAUUUAAUAACAGAUUUAGCGCUAUAUAAAUGCUUGUGAUUAUUAUUAUUGUUAUUACUAAUUACUCUGUGGUGCAAACCCUCAAUCAGAGCUCGACAAUGAGAUUAUAUAUGCAAACAUUGAUUUAUAAUUUAUGUUAAUUUAAGGUUUCUACCCUCAAAAUGCGGCUUCGUUGAAUGUCUGAAAACGGAAUGUCAACCAAACACACUCCAUGCACACUCUCAUAAUCAAGUGCAGUAAACCCAAAUGCAACGUACAGGGAGUAACAAUUUGUUACGGAGUGCAACAAGCGUGCAAAUCAUCAGACUUGAGCCUCAUGUACCACUAUGCAUUUUCUCUUGGAGUCGGCAAACCAAGCUAGGUCUUGUUUAUUAGAUUUUGUCAGGCUUUGAUUAUACUUACAGGAUGAUAAAUGGUCAACUAGACAAGGGGGAUCGGUCUUUAAUCUUGUGAUUUGUUAGGAUUGGAGAGGAAUUUCUCAUGACCCAUGUCACACUUCCACACAUAUAAGAUGAUAAAGUAUAUCGCCCAACAUUAUAUCAACACACUUGGGCUCAUUGCAGAAGUUGUUGCUCUUCGGGGUGUCGUGGCCGAGUGGAUAAGAGCACCAAACUCAAGCUCUGAUGCUUCUGUUCAGCAGAGUGUGGGUUCGAAU